This is a messenger RNA of Punctularia strigosozonata HHB-11173 SS5, 1705 nucleotides long. RefSeq lists its product as uncharacterized. The coding region runs from base 170 to 1267 and encodes 365 amino acids. NCBI's taxonomy places the organism in Eukaryota, Fungi, Basidiomycota, Agaricomycetes, Corticiales, Punctulariaceae. The record is from RefSeq and is a predicted model, not a curated record. The transcript is spliced from 4 exons.
CGCUCGUCGUCCCCCUCCUCCCCGUGUUCACUUCCUCCGCCUUGGUCCAACCGAGGCAUCCAUUCUCUCCCCAACUCGCUCAUUGAUUCCGGUUUAGCAAGAAAAGAAGCAAAUACCCAACUUCGACCCUUUCAAGUAACAAACCCGCGUUAUUUCCCAGUGUCCAACCAUGACGGCGCAGUUCGGUCGCACUCCUCAAAUGACAAAGCCGCUCGCUCCGCGCCCAAAGGCAGACGACCCCAAUAGCAGAUCAUCUGCCUACAACAUGUAUGACAACUACCUCGACGACGACGCCAAGCGCCAAUCCGGCGCGGCUGCACUGGGCAUGUUGAUGUCGGGCGCAAUGGACGACUCCGAUUCGGACGACGACGACAUCCCGCCGCCGCGUUACAACGUGCAUACCCCUCCCGCCUCUCCUCCCUCGGAGAAGAAGAAGAAGCAAGAUCCGUUCGCCGACCCGGCAGGCACGCUGCACGUCCAGAACCAGCACCAGCACCAGCCGAUCCCGCUCGCUGCCCCCAAGCCUGGCUACGUCGCGCCCGUGACGCAGUUCAGCCUGAAGUCACCCCCGCCCGCCGCGAUGCGCUCUCCCCAACCCGAGAUGCACCGUCAGCAGCCCCAGAUCCAGAUGCCCAUGCCGUCGCCUUCGCAGGCGCAGUUCGCCUCCGCGAUCCCGCGCAGCCCGACGUCGGUGCCUUCCACGCCGCACCCGCUCCCGGCGCUCUCGCCAAUCACGCCCGUCUUCGCGCGCCCCGCGAAGCCCCAGUCCGACGACGGCGUCAAGUUUGACGAGAAGGCGAUCAUCCGUGGCAAUGGCGAGGAAACGCUCAUCCCCCGCCGCGGCGAGAAGGGCGACGACUUCUGGCGCCGGUUCAGCAUGGUUGUCAAGGAGGAGGCACACAAGAAAGACAAGGAGAGCAGCUGGCUGAAGAAGACGCGCUCCGGACACUCGCAUUUCUCGCGUUGGGUCUGGGUUAUUGGAUUGCUGCUGCUCGCUGCUGUUGUUGGAGCGAUCGCACUUGGAUGGUAUGUCUCUCACAACGACCCCUCGCACGUCGCGCCCAAGGCCAUUGGUGGCUCGGCCGACGAGCACUCGGCCACCUCUUCCGCCGCCGCCACGACCAGUGGUGUGCUCGCAGCGAGCUCGUCGCCUCAUGUCAGCCCGACGAAGACCGUCGAGAAACGCGCCGCAGAGGCGUUCCCCACCGGCGCUGUGCAGAAGCACCGAAGGCACGCCGAGCACUUGUCGCGCUUGAGUUUGGAUUGAAGCCCGAACUUACGGUGGUCUCCAUCCGAUAUCGGUCGAAGGAAGGACCCGCACCUUCUUGGACUCCGUACAUUCAUGCUCUUAUACCAGCCAUGAUUGUGUCCUCUUCCCUUGCUACACUGCACCCUGGGCUGCAAGCGUCCUCGCACUCAUCUUCAGUAGAAGAUAAGCAUGCGUGGGCGCGACCACCCGUCCACUCGUUUAGACACCACGCCUGAUACGCACACAUUUUGUAUCUCAUACCUCAUCGUACUCCUCGUCAUAGUGCUCCGCGGAUUCUCUGUCUCUUAUCCUUAUCAUUUCUCUCUGCACAUAUACCGUUUCGGUCUUCUUGGUGACAUCAAUGGUUCCAUUGCUCGCUGCCGCUGUUCAAUGUACCCUUCGACAUGAUCAUCUCCCUUUGUGGAUGCAUGACAAUACACUCGUGGCCGUUCAUAC